Molecule: messenger RNA, 708 nt
Organism: Triticum turgidum subsp. durum (durum wheat)
Lineage: Eukaryota; Viridiplantae; Streptophyta; Magnoliopsida; Poales; Poaceae
Source: the annotation of a GenBank genome assembly
AUGAUCCUAGUAUCACCAACCAAGCGACCACAACACUUCCAGUGCCGAUCAUCACACGCGGCCGUGGCCCUCCAUCUGCUACUUCUCGGUGUAGCACUGGCAAUGGCGAGCGGCACCACAAGGGCACACGCCGUCCACGCGCCGUGCUGCAACCUGCUCCAGGGGGUGAACCUGGCGCCGUGCCUGGCGAUGGCGGCGUCAGGCGGCGGCGCCGUGAACAUAAGCGCCGCCUGCUGCUCGUCGCUGAACGAGGCGCUCGACGCCGGCCGCCGCUGCCUGUGCUCGCUGCUGCUGGCCAACGGCGUGCUCGCCGGCCUCGUCGCCACCCUGAUCCCCACGCUCCCCAUGGUGCUGCCGCUGCCCGGGUGCUACCUCUACGCGCCUCCUCUCGCGGCCUGCCAAGUGACGUUGCUGCAGACGAGUUAUGAUGCGCCGCCGGCGUCGGCAUCUGUGGCUGCGGGCGUGGGGGAUGCUGCUGGCGGCGCGGUGGAUCCGGCGCCUCCUCAGGCCGACAUCGCGCCGCCGCCUAAGAAUGGUAGUGUGGCUGGGACGAAGGAUGGUGGGAGGACGGACGGGAGCGGAGGCAAUGGCUCUAGGGAGGAGCAGAGCGUUAGAAGGAGCGAAGCAUGCCGGCGGCCCGGCGUUGGUGAGGGUAGGAUGUACAUGCUGAUCUUUGCGGCGGUCAUGGCUGUAUUUUUGUUCGAUUAA